Messenger RNA from Cylicocyclus nassatus, 483 nucleotides. Lineage: Eukaryota; Metazoa; Nematoda; Chromadorea; Rhabditida; Strongylidae. The record is from the annotation of a GenBank genome assembly.
AUGUUUUAUGUCAGUUUUAUACCCAUAACACUAGUAUAUUCGACCUGUUAUGGAGCAUCUACAUCAGGAUUAUUUCUGGUUGGACUUGUUGGUCCAUUGUUAGAAGUUGCUUUGGUGCCCAUUGUUAUUGUCAUUUCGGUGGUAUGCUAUAAGCUUAUACGCAGUUAUUUUCGCCGUGUCGUUGGUUACACUGAAAAAGUCAGACGAAUGCAAACGCGUUUGUCUACCAGUAUUUAUCUUCAAGGCGUUUUCCACUCUAUUUUGGCUUUGUUCACGGUGACAAUAAUACCCGUGGCGUUAUUGCUGCAAGCAUUUGAUAGAGAGGAAAAAGUCACUUUUGCAGUCGUUCUGGCCUAUAAAGUGAUAAUCUACCUUGUCAUACGCUGGUACACUGCUGUAACAGGAGCACUGAUGAUAUGGUCAAUCCGCGGAACACACAAACUUUCAGAGCAGAAGCUUAUUUCUGUGAGGACUGUCACUUGA